This is a messenger RNA of Bactrocera latifrons, 925 nucleotides long. Its product is annotated as brachyurin-like. Lineage: Eukaryota; Metazoa; Arthropoda; Insecta; Diptera; Tephritidae. The record is from RefSeq and is a predicted model, not a curated record. Bases 1 to 879 code for a protein of 292 amino acids. Gene Ontology annotation, molecular function: serine-type endopeptidase activity. The transcript has 4 exons. Gene Ontology annotation, biological process: proteolysis.
AUGACUUUCUUAACUGUAUUUACUGUUAUUUGUGCGAUUACCGCCGCAGCUACUUCAGCCAGCCAAUUGAAUAGGUCGACCGUUGUGCGUCCACAAGCGAAUCCUGCCGAUGCGUUUCAAACGAAAUUACAUACGACGAGCUUUAAUGAACGCAUCACUAACGGAGAAUUAGCUGGACGUGCACAAAUUCCAUAUCAGGCGGGCAUGUUGUUCUAUACAACUUUAGGGAGAGUUUGGUGUGGCGGAUCAAUCAUAUCGGAUCGUUGGAUUAUCACCGCGGCUCAUUGUGCUGAUGAGUUAAUCGCUGGCGUUGAUGUUUACGUGGGUGCACUAAAUAGAACAGAUCCCAAUGAAGCUGGUCAACAUAUAAUUUUCGUAGCAAAUAAGCAUAUUAUUGUACAUGAGAAUUAUGAUGAAAUCGAGCUAACGAAUGAUGUUGCCUUGAUUAAGCUGCCAGUGCCACUGGAGUUCACCGAGUUCAUUCAACCAGUCGAACUUCCGAAUGGUGACGAAGCUAAUGAAACUUUCGAAAAUGAAACCGUCAUAGCGUCCGGUUGGGGUAGAAUCUCCGAUGAGGAUAACGAACUCACCGAUAUUCUACGCUGGAUUGAUGCACCGGUUAUUAGCAACAGUGAGUGCAGUUCAUGGAUUUAUGGCUCCAUACAAGCAACAAAUAUUUGCAUCGGCACUACUGAAAACAAGUCAACAUGUCAUGGUGACGCCGGCGGUCCUCUGGUUUUAGCACAAGACUCAACACUUAUUGGCGUGGCCACCUUUAAUAUAAUCUACAGCUGUGAGAUUGGUGGACCAGCUCCUUUUAGCCGAGUAACUUCGUAUCUCGACUGGAUUGAAGCUAAAACUGGUGUUUCGAACCAAUAACAAGUUCUUGAUAUAUGUCUUUUUAGAAAAUAAAUAAGUCCCUGUA